UAGUCACGGGUGGCUCAGGGAUAUCAGUAGUUUGUAUAGUUAUCAUAUUUACCGAUUACGGUAGUUUGGUCACUGACCAGUCAUUUAGCAAUUAUUGAUUGAAAUAGUUUAUGUGCCAAAUGUUAGGAGUAUUGGUUGGUGUUGUAUAUGAUAUAUAGGCCUAACCAUACCAUUCCCUUGAGAGCACCCGUACAUUGAAACUGUUGUAUAAGUAUGAGUCAUGUUAGGCAACAAACAUAUUUGUUUAAGAGAUUUAUAUAACUACUGUGUCUAAAACUGAUUUAUGAGAGAGAAGAGAGAGAAUGGCCAGCAAUGGUAAUGAAGAGACGGUAGAGUACAUACCCCGUCCCUAUCAGGUACAACUUUAUAUGGCAGCCAAAGACCGUAAUAUUAUAGCAUGUCUGGGAACCGGUACGGGAAAGACGUUUAUCGCAAUACUGUUGAUGCGCGACCCAAAGUUUGCCGCUGCCCUACGCGGACAAUACCCUCAAGAGGCUAAACGUACCGUUUUUAUAGUACCGACACGAACUUUGGUCACUCAACAGGCGGCUGAAGUUAAACGACAUUUUGAUGUACGCGUCAAAGGAUAUACCGGCGAUAUGGGUGUCGACUUCUAUGAUGCCCAUCGAUGGACAACUGAGUUAAAGAAUCAGGACGUUAUUGUUAUGACUGCACAGAUAUUAUUGAAUAUGUUGAACCAUCAAUUCAUUACUUUUAAUAAUAUAAAUCUCAUGAUUAUGGAUGAGGUUCAUUGGGCGGCCAAGAAAAAGGGCAAAAAAGAGUCGGGCCAUCCGUACAAACAGAUAAUGAAAUUGUAUAACGAAUGUCCUGUUGGUCGCCGCCCGCGAGUACUUGGAUUGUCUGCCAGUCUUAUUAAUAGUUCGAUGCGUUUGGAUCUGUUUGAUGCGGCCGUCAAAGAUCUGGAAGAGACAUAUUGUGCUGAAUGUAAUACAUCAGAAGUUGCCCAAUAUUGUGGUACAAAUCCAGAGGAACGCGUUUGGAUUUUUAUUAGCACACCGGCCUCUCCCAGUCCAACGGCGCGGAGUGUAGUACAAGCUUUGGAGUUAUUUAUAGAUAAUUUGAAGAAAUUAAAGAGAACUGAUGGAAAUUCAAUGAUAACUCACGCCACAAGAAUUAAAAAAUGUUUGACAAAUGUACGUAAUAUGUUGGCCGAUCCGGUUAACAAAGUGGUGACAAAUCCCGAAACCAAACAGGAGUACAUUAUUACUAUGACAUGGAUGGGUGUUUGGUGUACAGUGUUGGCCAUCGAUAAAUAUAUAUCCGAGUUAUCACAAUACAGGGAACUCUACAAACAAAUAAAUCCAAAUCAUUCGGCACUAUUUGAUCACGUAAUACAAUAUUUAGGUUUGAUUAAGAGUCAGUUUAACAAUGAACUGAAUCCCAUUCAAUAUCCGAUGGCAGCGUAUGACACGGCAUCACCUAAAAUGUACAGACUUUUAGAAAUUCUUGAAACAUACCGUCCCAUAGGUAAUGAAAAGAGUCAACUGUGCGGUAUUAUAUUUGUCGCCCAGCGAUCAGUAGCCAAAGUAUUGGCUGAAUGGCUCAAUAAAAUUAAAGAACUAAAACCAACUGAGUUUGGUUUUCUGAACGUCGAUUGGGUAGUCGGACACUCAAACCGACCUGGAUUUGAAUCGUUGGUCACAUCUUAUACCGAUAAACAACAACAAGAUGUAAUCGAUCGCUUCAGAAAUGAGUCACUAAAUCUGAUUAUCGCCACUUCAGUACUCGAAGAAGGACUUGACAUACGAAAGUGCAAUGUUGUCAUAAGAUAUGAUCGUUUAAAUACAUUUAGAGAGUAUCUACAGUCCAAAGGUCGUGCAAGAGCUGAGAAUGCCUGCUAUUAUAUGAUGACAUCUGAAGAAGACAGAGGCAAACUUAUAAACCAAUUAAAUGGUUUCGCAGAUAUGGAAAAACAUAUUGAAAAUCUGAACAAUAUUUCCAGAGUUGACGGCGCUAUUGUGUCACUAAUUAAUGAUGAAGAGGACGAAGAUGAUGAUGAACAGUACAUCGAUGAAAGAACCGGUGCUCGCGUAACAUCGAGAACAGCCAUAUCUUUGAUAUACCGAUACUGUGCUCUAUUACCGAGUGAUUCGUUUACCAAAUUGACGCCUAUAUUCAAUAUUGAAGGCAUCGUUAAGCCAUUCAAAUGUUCUCUAAAAUUGCCGGUUAAUAGUCUGCUAAAAGAAACAAUUUAUGGACAGUCGUGUAAAUCGAAAAAAGGUGCCAAAAAGAGUGCCGCUUUUGAAGUAUGCAAACAAUUGCAUCUAUUGGGUGAACUAAAUGAAAGAUUUUUGCCAAUCAGUAGAGAACAAUUCAUUGACAAAUAUGUCGAUAAAUUAGGUCUCAAUAUAAGAGUAAUCGAUAAAGAGGACAGUGAUGUAGCAAAAGUUGGUACUCGAGCUCGAAAUCAAAUCUAUGAAAAACGAUUGACACAAGUGUUCACAUCACAAGUUUCUUCAAAUUAUUAUUUGCACAGAAUCUCUAUGAAGUUUCCUGUAUUUGGCUGUUUUAGUGGCCAAUAUAAAGAGUUUGGUCUUAUAACUGGUCAUCCAAUUGUCAACCGAUGCUCAUUCUCAGUGUUUGCUCCCAUCAGAGAGUACCAAACAAUAGAGAAGGAGAAUAGUUUUGCCGUCAAUGUUGACUUCAUGCCACUGACUAAGCUAUCGUUUAAUGAAAGCCAGUUAGAGGUGAUUAGAAAAUUUCAUUUAUUCACAUUUGAAGAAGUCAUCGGUAUUGACCCAAAUGGACAGUUAGUUUUUAAUACUGAGGAAUCUCAGUUUAACUUACUGGUCGUUCCGUUGAUGACAAACAAGCAAAUUGAUUGGAAAUUUAUGGAUAAAGUCAAUAAUUGUGAACCAAUUCAACUAAAGACUUUGUCCACUACUGAACGGUUGAAUUUUAAAUUUGACGCACAAUUAUAUAAAGAUUGUGUGUUCUAUCCGUGGUAUUGGCAACCAGACAAUCCUCGACCUGAAAGACCGACAUUAUAUGACUCUCUAAGUGUAACCAAUUUAACACCAAUGUCUCCGUGGAAAGGAAAGGAUGAACAAUACAAAACGUUUGAACACUACUAUCUCAAAAAAUAUAAUUUGAAAAUAAACAAUAAAAGUCAACAAUUACUUGAGGGGAAAAUGGUUAAGAGGUUAUCACAACUCAAGUCAUUUACUUUAGAAAAGUCAGAUCCAAACCGUAUACCAGAAUAUUUUGUACCGGAAUUGUUGUACAUUCAUCUCUUUCCAAGCUCUCUAUGGCGACAGGCUUUAUGUUUACCGGCCGUACUUUAUCGGUUGAAUCACAUAUUUUUAACCGAAGAAUUGCGACAAAAGAUUCAUUUAGAGACAAAGCCACACAUCGGUUGCUUGAAUUCAUCAAAGAAUGAGUUAUCAUUAACUUUGUCUUCAGAUAUCAUUGAAUUUCCUCUCAUUGGAAUAAAACGUCUUCAUAUCGAUGACUUAACGAUCGAUUGCGAAGGACAUCCAUUUGACUACGCAAUGGACAUGAAUGAAAUGCAGACGUUUGUGAUGCCAAAGAGGAAGAAACGACGAGCCAAUUACGCUAUUUCCACUGUUACACCAACUGUCACAAGACUUGGAUCAAACAGUAUUGUCACAAAUCUAUCUGUUGUUAACAACAAUAACAACAAUUUCAUUAAUAGAUUAUUGGAUUUUACUGAAGCUGUCAUAAAAAAAUUUACUGAUAUUUUAAAUAACAUCAGAAUAUCAAAUCCACGAUUUGAUUUAGACAAAUAUGAAUUAGAGAUUCUUUCGGCAAAAAGUGAAUCACUAAAGGAUAGUGAGCUUAAAUAUGGUGAAACAUAUCCUUUUAUAUUUACCGGUGAUAUUAUGCCAUACAUUGAACGCUCAUAUGAUUGUCGAGUGGGUGAACCCAUCAUUGGUCCUUCAGCUGAUGUUUUGCUUAAAGCUCUGACAUUAUUGAACGCAAACGACGCUUUUAAUUUGGAGCGUUUGGAGACAAUGGGCGACUCAUUUCUCAAGUUUGCCACAACUGCUUUUCUAUACUAUGCCUGUCCCGAACUAGACGAGGGACGGUUGUCUUACUUGAGACAGAUCCAGAUCUGUAACUGUAAUCUAUAUUAUUUGGGUAAUCGCAAAGGCAUUGCAAACUUAUUAGUGGCUCAUAAAUGGUACCCAAAAAUUAAUUGGUUGCCACCAUCCUAUCAUAUCGAUGAUGAGUGUGAUUUGCAAUUGUUAACAAAAACCAAUGAUGGCUAUAGAUAUCAAUUGGUUAACGAUAAAAGUAUUGCCGAUUCUGUGGAAGCACUUAUUGGCGCUCACUUAUUGGUCGGCGGAACUAAAUGUGCGCUAAUUUUUAUGGAAUGGUUGGGUCUUAAAAUAUCCACUAAAAAAGAUAUCGAUUAUUUAAACACUAGAAAAUUGGAUGACUCGAAACAGUUCCAGUGGCUACCGGAGCCCAAGAAUCCUAUUUGGAAUACUAGUGCCACUGAAUAUGCUAUAAACAAAUUCAUAAUGAAUGAGUACACUGAUUGUAAUUUAAAUAAUUUCGAGAAAAUCAUUGAUUAUACGUUCAAUAAUAAGGCAUUUAUUAUACAAGCGUUUACACAUUCGUCAAACAUUAGCAAUCAGUUUACUGAUUGCUACCAACGACUUGAAUUUUUAGGCGAUUCCGUAUUAGACUAUCUAAUAACUUAUCAUAUUUAUAAUAUUGCCGAUAAAAAGUUUAGUCCGGGAGAGCUAACCGAUCUGAGAUCAGCACUGGUUAACAAUAUAUUUUUUGCCAACAUUGCCGUGAAAUUUAAUUUUCACAAAUAUCUUAAAGCAUUUUCACCGGAUCUCUAUCAUGCUAUCAAUGUAUUUGUCAAAAAGUUUGAAAUUAACAAACGAGACGCUAUUUAUCAUUGUUUCCAAGCUUUGAGUGAUGAAGAGGUGACCGAUUUGGAAGAAGUCGAGAUUCCUAAAGCUUUGGGAGAUAUAUUUGAGUCAAUAGCCGGUGCCAUAUAUUUGGAUAGUGGACUGUCAUUGGAUGCGGUUUGGAAAGUGUUUUAUAAACUACUUAAACCAGAAAUAGACUAUUUUAGUGAGAAUAUUCCCAAAAUGCCUGUUCGUGAGCUUAGAGAGAAGUGUGAAAAUGCAGAGUUCAGUAAUGGCGAGCAAAUAAGUGGCCGCAAAAUACGUGUUGUGUUGUCUGCUAAUGGCCAUCAAUAUUCGGGAAUCGGGAAGAACUCUAAAUUGGCCAAAAUUGCUGCCUCUAAGAGUGCAUUGAAAGCUAUUGGUUUAGAUAAAAAAUAGUUAGAUAUCUCUUUACCGUAAUUGUGAUAUAUUUAUAAAUGGUUU
Oppia nitens is the source of this 5333-nucleotide messenger RNA. RefSeq names its product endoribonuclease Dicer-like. Lineage: Eukaryota; Metazoa; Arthropoda; Arachnida; Sarcoptiformes; Oppiidae. The transcript is spliced from 6 exons. Gene Ontology annotation, biological process: pre-miRNA processing; siRNA processing; apoptotic DNA fragmentation. Gene Ontology annotation, cellular component: cytoplasm; RISC complex; nucleus. The coding region runs from base 303 to 5288 and encodes 1661 amino acids. The record is from RefSeq and is a predicted model, not a curated record. Gene Ontology annotation, molecular function: protein binding; ribonuclease III activity; RNA binding.